AACCCUGGCCGUGAUGAAGAACGCCCAUCGGGAAAUUGGGAUGAUGAUCAGAAGAUUAUUCAUAGGAUGAAGCUUUGUAAGAAGUUUUAUAAUGGAGAGGAAUGUCCAUAUGGGGACAGAUGUAAUUUUCUUCAUGAAGAUCUAUUGAAGUUCAGCGAUGAUAUGGGGAGGUUUAGGGAGAGUUCAGCUAUUAGCAUUGGAACAACAUGUCCACCUGCAGGACAUGGAACUGUGUCCGACCAAUUUGGAGGUAAUUGGCCGGUAAAAAGCAGCAGUUCGGAUGCUUUUCAAGGAAAUACAAAACCUGUUUAUCCUGUGUAUUGGAAAACGAAGUUAUGUACAAAGUGGGAGAUUACAGGUCACUGCCCCUUUGGUGAGAAAUGCCACUUUGCUCAUGGGCAAGCAGAGUUGCAGGGCAUGAACGGACGUGUUGAUGGUGACUUUGGGAAUUCGGGUUCUGGUUUGACAAGAAACAGUUCUGUUUCAUCAAAAAUUCACUCCCUCCCUGCUAACGAUCCACCUCCAGUGACGUUGAGUUCCUCUUCUUUUGAUGAAAAUGGCCAGGCUAAAAAAUGCUUGUUAAAGUGGAAAGACGGGGAAAUCAUUAGGAUAUAUGGGGAUUGGCUUGAAGAUAUGCCAUUGGUGCACAAUUUGCCCAGUCAGAUUUAGCCCAUUUUAUAGUUGAUCCGGCUAAGGCGUCCAUCGGAUCAAUGCAUUUAUGCAUUUCUUGAGAAGCGUAUCUUCUCGAGGUAAAAUAUUGUUAAGUUCAUCGGAGGCAAGGACAACAACAUUCACAGCACUUAUCAAAAGGACCUGGAUUGUGAUUCUCAAGAGGUUCCGAGCCCCAUCGAUAUCUCAUUUGUUCAAUGAG
This is a messenger RNA of Hibiscus syriacus, 871 nucleotides long. Its product is annotated as zinc finger CCCH domain-containing protein 39-like. NCBI's taxonomy places the organism in Eukaryota, Viridiplantae, Streptophyta, Magnoliopsida, Malvales, Malvaceae. The record is from RefSeq and is a predicted model, not a curated record. Gene Ontology annotation, molecular function: mRNA binding; metal ion binding.